AUGCGGCAUCUUCACCUGUACACCGUUGGCUGGAUUUGCGCUGUACAUACAGAGUACGUCGCUGCGCAGGCUUUUCUCGACGAACGACACGAAGAGCAUGAGGGGCUAUCAACACACGAUAGGAACGAUUACACGCUGGGCAGAAUCGGAAGACACAAUGUGGCGAUCGCCGUCUUGCCGUACGGAGAAAACGGCUUGGCAUCUGCCGCGGGCGUCGCAAGAGACAUGCUACACACAUUCCCCAACAUCAGGAUAGGCCUCAUGGUUGGAAUAGGCAGCGGCGCGCCCAGUCCAAAGCAUGACAUCCGCCUUGGCGACGUUGUGGUCGGCGUUUCUAGCAACGGGAGUGGCAGUGUUUUCCAAUACGACUACGGCGAAACUCUGCAGGGACAAGACCAAGGGUUUCGAAAUAUGGCGUCCUUGAAUAAGUCACCGCAGGUUCUGCUCGCAGCUGUGAAUGGACUCAUGGCACAAUAUGAAUACGAGGGGAACCGGCUUGCCAAAGCUGUCAACAGCGUACUUGAUGGAAAGCCCAGAUUACGCAGGAAAUACGGACGGCCUGCAGCGACCUCUGAUAGGCUAUACAAGUCACAUUUCGUUCAUCCAUUAGGCAACGCCGAAAGAUGUGCCGCUGUUUGCGGUGACGAUCCGUUGAAUCUCAUUCAUCGACUUGAACGGACCGACGAUGAUGAAGAUCCAGAAAUCCACUAUGGUCUAAUCGCCUCAGCGAACCGGCUGAUGGAGGACGCCUUAGUCCGGGAUAGACUUAUUGCCGAAAAAGAUGUUCUUUGCUUUGAAAUGGAGGCCGCAGGACUUAUGAAUCACUUUCCUUGCCUCAUUAUCCGUGGCAUCUGCGACUAUGCCGACUCGCACAGGAACGAUCAAUGGCAGGGCUAUGCGGCUAUGACUGCCACAGCCUAUGCGAAAGCUCUUCUCUGUCGAAUAGCUCCAAACAAAUUGGAAGCUGAAAAGACAAUUAAAGACAGCCUGUCAGAUCUUAUGGGUAUUUCAGCGCAGAAUUUAGCCGCCGCCAAGGAGAAUGUGCAAAUACAAAAAGACUUUGCCAAAGAGCGGCUGACUGAAAGUGAGCAAAUGUGUCACCAGCUGUUCCGUCUCACAGCUAGUGACAAGGACGCUACCUAUGAGUGGUAUAAAGAUUUAGUGGAAGAAAGGGUGGAAGGCACAUGCCUGUGGCUUCUCCAUCACAAGUAUUUCCAAAAAUGGCUGCAACGAGAUUCCGGACCAUUAGUGAUAACUGCAGAUCCUGGCUGUGGGAAAUCGGUAUUAGCCAAGUACUUGAUAGACCACGGCUUACCAAGAUCCGUCACAAUUUGCUAUUUCUUCUUCAAAGAUCAAGAUCAAAACACCAUUCGGCAAACUCUUUGCGCGCUACUCCAUCAGCUCUUCACUCAGAAACCGGUAUUAAUUAAACAUGCAAUGGCGAAAUUUCGCAUGGACGGAAAGGGCUUGAUCAACUCAACAGAGUCACUCUGGGAAGUCUUCCGAAACGCCGUUAAUGAUAUACAGACUGGGCCUAUUAUUAUAGUCCUCGAUGCGUUGGAUGAAUGUCUCGAUUCGGAAUUCGAGAAUCUGAUGAAGAAUAUUGAGAUUCAAUUCUCAGAAACACGUUUGGCCCAGGGCAAGCUGAAGUAUCUUCUGACAUGCCGCCCAUACGAUCAAAUCGUUUCCAGAUUUCAAUACUUAAGGGAUCAUUUUCCAAAUAUCCAUAUACCAGGAGAGGAGGAAUUGGACACCAUUAGUCACGAGAUUAAUUGUGUUAUCUCCUACCGGGCCAGACGGUUAUCUAUAAAGAACAACCUGCCGUCUGAAAUUAAAAACUAUCUGGAGUUCAGGUUAGGGAACACCCCUAACCGUACUUAUCUCUGGGUGUUUUUAAUAUUCGAUUACUUGGACAAAGAAAUUUUCAAAAAGACUCUGAAAGAAGUUAAACUUAUCAUCACAACGCUUCCGAAAAGUAUUAAUGAAGCAUAUGAGCAAAUACUUAGCAAGUCUAAAGACCACCCGAUGGUUCGAAAGGCUCUAUGUAUUAUCUUGGUGGCUAGCCGGCCACUGACGGUAUCAGAAAUGAACGUGGCUGUGAGCAUGGAUGAGACUAUACAAAACUUCAAUGAUCUUGACUUAGAGCAAGAGCAAUCUUUUGAAUCACGCCUAAGAACCUGGUGCGGAUUGUUCAUUACAAUAUACCAUGGAAAGAUCUAUUUUCUUCAUCAGACGGCCCGUGAUUUUCUUCUGGCAGAUUGGGCAUCGCCUAGAUCCAUCACACCUGGUUUACGAUGGAAACACUCAAUCGCAAUUCGCGAGGCACAAACUGUUCUUGCAGAUAUCUGCGUGCUCUACCUUGGCCUAUUCAACUCGCCAGAUGUCAUGGGGGAGCGCGAGCAACCACAUGGCAAGCAUGCACUCUUAGAGUAUUCGGCAAAAAAUUGGAACGCGCAUCUUCGUGAAUCUCACAUUAUGAAUGAUAGUGCGAUUCUGCUUUCCGUUCUCAAGAUAUGUGACGCGAAUUCGGAGAGUUAUUCCUCGUGGUUUGACCUCUUUUGGCAGACCACAGGUCUACAAUCUACCAAGCACUUUACCAAUCUCAUGAUAGCCUCUUAUUGUGGCCAUACUGCUGUUGCCAAGCUGUGUCUAGAAAACGGGGCUGGCAUUGAGGCGAGAGAUACUGUUCAUACUCGGACACCGCUGUUAUGGGCCGCCACUGAGGGGCGAGACGACGUCGUUAAGCUACUGCUUGAGAAGGGAGCUGACGUUGAUGCAAAUGAACAUGGCCGCACGCCGUUGCUAUGGGCCGCUAAACAGGGACACGACGCUACUGUUAAGCUCCUGCUUGAAGCCAACGCGGAUACUGAGGCAAAAGACACGUACGGCGAAACACCCCUAUUAUGGGCUGCUAAAUCUGGACAUGAAGCUGUUGUUGAACUAUUGCUUGAGAAAAACCCCGAAAUUGAGACAAUAGAUGCCACGUUUGGCCAGACACCGCUAAUGUGGGCAACCGAGAAGGGGCAUGAUGCCGUUGUAAAACUACUUAUUGAUAACGGAGCCAAUAUCGAGGCAAAAGAGAAUAUAUACGGCCGGACGGCAGUAUUACUAGCCAUUGGAAAUGGCCGUGAUACCACUCUGGAGCUGCUAAUUCAGAAUGGAGCUAAUCUUGAGGUGCCAAGCAAACGUGGCUGGACACCACUAACAUGGGCUGCAGCACAAAGGCACACAUCUAUUGUUAAGUGUUUGCUUGAGCACACGAAAACUGAAAAGACAAUAAGUCAGACGGCACUAUUGACAUUUUUCAACAGAAGAGACGAAUUUGCCGUCAACUUUCUGAUAAAAGAAGGAGUCAAUGUGAAUUGGAGAGGUGCCAAUGGUCAGACGCCACUAUUGCUUGCUGUUCAGUGGGGUAAACUGUCGAUUGUUCAACAACUAUUGAGCGCAGGGGCUGAUGUGAAUGAGGAUAAUAAUGGUCAGACGCCACUCAUAUCAGCUAUAGAGAAGCGGUAUGAUGAUAUCGCCAACUUUCUGAUAAAAGAAGGAGCCAAUGUGAAUUGGAGAGGUGCCAAUGGUCAGACGCCAUUAUUACUUGCUAUUCAGUUGGAUAGAGUGUCAAUUGUUAAGCAACUAUUGAGCGCAGGGGCUGAUGUGAACGAGGGUAAUAUUGGCCUGACGCCGCUUAUAUUGGCUAUACAAAAGAGUCAUAAUGACAUUCCAAUGAGAUUGGUUAUAAGCAGGCGGCAACAUACUCCCCAGAAUCGACCACAGCUUGGUUCUUAUUUGAACAACAACGGCACCAAUGGUAAGAGACCAAUAUAUCUUCCCACAAUCUUUGGUAAGGUGUCGGCUCUUGAGCACCUGAUGACUUCAGAGGUUGAUGUGAACGAUGAUGAUAAUUCCGGCCGUACACCACUCAUGUGGACUAUCAUCCGGCGUUACAAACGGACCUUCGCUACAUUACUCGAUAGAGGAGCUGACCCGAACAAGUGUGACAAAAAGGGUCAGACACCGCUCAUAUUGACUAUCAUAAGAAACCGCGGAUGGGCUUUCGAUACACUAUUAGAUCAGGGAGCUAACUUGAACAAGUGUGAUGAAAAGGGACGGACACCACUUAUAUGGGCUGUUAAAUGGGGGCAUGAAAGCAUGGUUGAGAAACUAUUGAACCGGGGAGCCGAUACAGCUAUAUGUGAUACAAAGGAGCGGACACCACUCAUAUGGGCUGUUAAAGGGGGGCACGAAGGUAUCGUUCAGCUGUUGACAACCGCAAUCGGGGCAAUGAGCGAUUUGAAUAUCGGCACAUUUGAAGAGAUUAACAAGGAUUCUUGA
Messenger RNA from Trichoderma aggressivum f. europaeum, 4329 nucleotides. RefSeq lists its product as uncharacterized. The record is from RefSeq and is a predicted model, not a curated record. Gene Ontology annotation, molecular function: catalytic activity; protein binding. The transcript has 2 exons. Bases 1 to 4329 code for a protein of 1442 amino acids. Lineage: Eukaryota; Fungi; Ascomycota; Sordariomycetes; Hypocreales; Hypocreaceae. Gene Ontology annotation, biological process: nucleoside metabolic process.